Molecule: messenger RNA, 435 nt
Organism: Rotaria socialis
Lineage: Eukaryota; Metazoa; Rotifera; Eurotatoria; Philodinida; Philodinidae
Source: the annotation of a GenBank genome assembly
AUGUAUGACACUCAAAACGAUCGUGUAUGGGCAAUCAACCGUGAAGAAGCUGAUAAAAAUGGUGGGGUGAAGCAGAAGCAAAAUUUUCCUGAACGAGUCAUGGUAUGGUUAGGGGUAUGCUCAAAAGGUGUGACACCGUUAGUCAUUUUUGAUGAAGGAACUGUGAAUCACCAACGUUAUAUUGAUGAAGUAUUACCAGUGGCUUGGGAGUACGCCAACAAGAUGUUUGGUGAUCAGUGGAUGUUCCAACAAGGCGGUGCAAAGCCACAUACACAUCGUUUGACUCAACAAUGGUGUAAACAACAUUUUCCAUCGUUUAUUGAUAAAAGCCGUUGGCCUCCAAACUCACCUGAUCUGAACCCCUUAGACUACUUCAUCUGGGAUGAAUUUGUUCAUCAAUCAAAUGGGAUAAAAUCCAAUCAAAAAAGACUUUAA